AUGAAUUAACUGUCGUUACCAGAAUUAUCAUCAUUGAUCUGUUGUAUGAUCGGAUGAAGUUGCUCAGAAAAUCUUUUAACACACAAGUUGGCUCUAAAAAUGACCGAGAGCCUGAAAGUGUGGCAGUCACGAUCAUGAAUAUUAGAAAACAUGUACGCUUAUAUUACAAGAUUCUGGAUAACUUACAGGAAGCUGAAUUCCAGUUUCAAAUUUGGCUGCUAACUACGAUCACAUUCAGCUUUUUGAAGAUUUUGGGAUGUGCUUACGGGAUAAUGAAUAAACAUCCCCAGAUCGACAUGUCACAAGCAUCGAUUUAUUCAGUGGAUCUUGCGCUAGAUUCAUUUUUAGCCAUGGUGCCAUCUAUGUUUAUGGAGCUUGCAGCGAAUGAAGCGGACAAGAUGAAAAAUUGCCUCACAAUCAAAAUAUCUCGAUGCAAAAACCAGUUAUUGCGUGAGGAGAUGCAGCAUGCUCUGAACGCGUUCAACUUCCGCCCGGUGGAGAUGUGGCUGUGCCGCUGUGUACCCGUCAACGCAACCCUGCCUAUCUCCUACGUCUGUGCUACGCUAACUUAUAUAGUCACCAUGAUGCAGUUCCUUCAAUUCAAAUUUACCGCUACCGAUGGCGAUUAGGGUACUUCUAUACACUUUUACAGUAUACCUACAGGAUGUUAGUGACACCGUAACGAGAACUUUGAGGGAUGAUUCAGACCAUGAUUCUGAGUUGAUAGUGAAAUUUUCCGUCGCAAAAGUAAGGAACGGAAAAUUUUAAAUACCACAAUAUUUUUGAUAAAUUUUCCGACAGAAAAUUGAAUUAUCCCCCUCAUCCCCCUCAAUAUUCGGUACGGUGUCACUAACACCCCGUAUAGCUGGAUCACUUUUUCGCUUGCAUACCCGGCCAAUUAGUCAAUGUCAUUUGCGGCAA
This is a messenger RNA of Pectinophora gossypiella (pink bollworm), 921 nucleotides long. RefSeq lists its product as uncharacterized. Gene Ontology annotation, biological process: sensory perception of taste. The transcript is spliced from 4 exons. The record is from RefSeq and is a predicted model, not a curated record. The coding region runs from base 54 to 629 and encodes 191 amino acids. NCBI's taxonomy places the organism in Eukaryota, Metazoa, Arthropoda, Insecta, Lepidoptera, Gelechiidae. Gene Ontology annotation, cellular component: membrane.